Messenger RNA from Seriola dumerili (greater amberjack), 6555 nucleotides. It is a transcript of the gene znf236, whose product is annotated as zinc finger protein 236. Gene Ontology annotation, biological process: regulation of transcription by RNA polymerase II. The record is from RefSeq and is a predicted model, not a curated record. Bases 1 to 5580 code for a protein of 1859 amino acids. Gene Ontology annotation, cellular component: nucleus. The transcript is spliced from 32 exons. Lineage: Eukaryota; Metazoa; Chordata; Actinopteri; Carangiformes; Carangidae. Gene Ontology annotation, molecular function: RNA polymerase II cis-regulatory region sequence-specific DNA binding; DNA-binding transcription factor activity, RNA polymerase II-specific.
AUGCCGCGGGGCCGGCCUCGCAAACUGAGAGUUAAAAGCAACGACGAAACAGAUGUGGAUCCCAGUGAAACUAAAGGGGAAAGUUUCAGUGAUGGAGAGCUCAAGGACAAGAAGUGCACGAUAUGCUGUCAGAUCUUCACCACUGAGAGUCAGCUGCAGAAGCAUCUCCGUGAACAUGAGGUCAACGAUAAGCCCCAUCGAUGUGACCUGUGCCCACAGACAUUUAACGUGGAUUUCAACCUCACCCUCCACAAGUCCACACACACCACCUCUGACUUCACCUGCCCCGUGUGCAAUAAGAAGUUCUCCCGCAUCGCCAGUCUCAAAUCUCAUAUCAUGCUGCACGAGAAGGAGGAGAAUCUGAUCUGCGCAGAGUGUGGAGAUGAGUUUGUUCUCCAGAGCCAGCUCUCUCUGCACUUGGAGGAGCACCGUAAGGAGCUGUCGGGCAUCAAGGUCUAUACCUGCAAGACCUGCGAAAAGGAGUUCAAGACGUCUUCACACCUCAAGGAGCACACAAAGAGUCAUGUCAAGAUGAGGCCGCUCACCUCUAGCUCCAGAAACUACAAGAAAAACAUUGAUCGCAGUGGGUUCACAAACAGCUGCCAUCACUGCGGAAAAGCGUUCAAAAAGCCCAGCCAGCUCGUCAGACACAUACGAAUACACACAGGUGAGAGGCCCUACAAGUGCACACAUUGCGGCAAGGCUUUCAACCAGAAGGUGGUGCUGCAGACUCACAUGGUGAGACACACUGGAGAGAAACCUCACCUCUGCAUGUUCUGCCCUGCUUCCUUCUCCCAGAAGGGGAACCUGCACUCCCACGUUCAGAGAGUUCAUUCUGAGACUAAAGGGGUUCCGCUGUUCCCGUGCAUGGACUGCAGCUGUGUAUUUAAGAAGCUGGGCAGUCUGAACGCCCACAUCAGCAAAAUGCACAUCUCUGUGAUUGAGGUCCCAUCCAGCACUCCGGAGACAGAGACGACAGGUCAGGGUCCGGGGGGUUCAGAGGGCGGCGAGGGGGUGACAGAUGUCAUCCAGCAACUUCUAGAGCUGUCUGAACAGGUCAGCGGGGAGACAGCCCAGCCCCAACCUCCAGAGCCAGCAAUUGUCAUGGAAACUGCCAUCAACCAGGACAUCUUGCAGCAAGCUCUGGAGAACAGUGGGCUGAGUGUGGUCCAGCCGCAGGGUGAUGCCACAUCCAGAGACUCACAGAGCCAGACCACCGAGGGCGCCGUGGUAGAAAGCAAGAAAGUACAAGGUCCAGACAAACCCAUCAGGGAGAAGAAAAGGAGCAUUUUCAAGAAACCUAUACAAAUGCCAGGCUCCAUUAGGGAAGAGAAUGGCGUUCGCUGGCAUGGCUGUCCAUACUGCUCCAAGGAGUUCAAGAAACCGAGUGACCUUGUUCGCCACAUCCGCAUUCACACCCACGAGAAGCCUUUCAAGUGCAAACAGUGCUUCAGAGCUUUUGCUGUCAAGAGUACCCUCACUGCACAUAUGAAAACGCACACGGGUAUCAAGGCCUUUGAGUGUCAGUGCUGUCUGAAGUGCUUCUCCACUUCUGGAAGCAUGAAGGUACACAUGCGACUGCAUACAGGUGUGCGUCCUUUCCCCUGCCCUCACUGUGACAAGAUCUUUCGUACAUCAGGCCACAGGAAGACACACAUUGCUUCUCACUUCAAAAGCCUGCAGCAGAAGAAACACAAAUUUCCACGGAAAACCAACAAAGCCAAAGUGUCAAAGAGUAAUCUACCUCUGCCUGAUAUUCCCCUGCAGGAACCCAUCCUCAUCACUGACUUUGGCCUCAUCCCAUCGCAGAACCCUCGCCUGGCUUUCCAGCAGUACCUGGAGGUGGUGGGCAAUGACCGGCCUUAUAAGUGCCAGUUCUGUAGUAAGGCCUAUAAGAAAUCAAGCCAUCUGAAACAGCAUGUCAGGUCUCACACAGGAGAACGGCCCUACAAGUGUGUGCAGUGCAGUCGAGGUUUUGCCUCCUCUGGAGUGCUCAAAGCUCACAUCAGGACACACUCAGGCCUAAAGGCAUACAAGUGCCUGAUGUGCGACACGACAUUCACUACCAGUGGCAGCCUGCGACGCCACAUGACCACCCACAGUGAUCUACGACCUUACAUGUGCCCCUACUGCCAGAAGACCUUCAAGUCAUCGCCAAACUGCAGGAAGCACAUGAAGACACACAGGUAUGAACUGGCGCAGCAGCUGCAGCCCCAGUCAACAGAAGACCCACUGGGAGCAGGCGCUGUUGCCCAUGAUAUGCAGGUGGAAAUAGAGGGUGACUCCCUCCAGCAGCCACCUGUCACCUCAGCAGAGCAGCAAAGCAUGCUGGGACUGGGCCAGACAGAGGUUGUGAAUGGAGGUCAACAAGUGACACUGGAGGCGCCCCUGAGUGAUCAACCACUGGUACAAGGAGAAGACUCAUAUGUGACUACCCAACAUGCUUUGCCUCCGAAUAUCAGCCAGUUUGAGACACCAGCACUUCCUCAGCCUGCCUUUGACCAGCAAGCUCUAACGCAAGGCUUCACCAUCACCGACUCGAGCUACAAUCAGUCCCAGUUCUCCACCGUCCAGCAGCUGCAGGAUUCCAGCACCCUGGAGUCUCAGGCUUUGUCCUCCAGCUAUCACCCACCCAAUCUGCUCCAUGUUCCCAGUGCUGAAGUGACGAAUGGGCUUCUUCAGCAGAGCAGUCAGAAUGAGCUUCAGCUGACUGAGACACAGGAUUACCAGGACAGCAGUGAGGACAACACCAAGAGAGCCUACAGGUGCAAUUGGUGUAAUAAAGGCUUCAAAAAGUCAAGCCACCUGAAGCAGCACGUGCGCUCCCACACUGGGGAGAAACCAUAUAGAUGUCACCUCUGCGGGCGAGCGUUUGUGUCAGCCGGAGUCCUGAAGUCCCACCUCAACACGCAUACAGGAGUGAAGCCCUUUAAGUGUAAUGUUUGCGACGCCUCAUUCACCACCAAUGGCAGCCUGAACCGCCACAUGAUUAUCCACAUCAAAUCUUUCAAAUGCUCCAUGUGUGACGAGAGCUUCAGGACCAGCCUGCUGUGUAAAAAGCAUAUGAAGAAGGAGCAUGCUGUGGAGGAACAAAUUAUAGGUCUGGAAAGUCAAGAUGUUGAUGAAGAGGAGGAUGACGAGGACAGCGAGCAAAAGUUGUCUAAGAGGAGGGGCUUGGAAAUCAUCACUUUUACUGAGGAACAGGCGGCCGAGCUGGCGAAGGAUCCCGGCGAGGAGGCCUCGGUGUCGGAGCGGAUCCUCGCCCAGUCGGCGGCUGAGAGGGAUCGGAUCAGCGAGAUCAAAGACAAGGCCGUGGAGCUGGAGACAGAACCUAAGUUUGCAAACUGUUGCAGUUACUGCCCCAAGAGCUUCAAGAAGCCCAGUGACCUUGUCAGGCACAUCAGGAUCCAUACAGGAGAAAGACCUUUCAAGUGCGAAGAAUGUGGGAAGAGUUUUACAGUGAAAUCUACCCUGGACUGCCAUGUGAAGACACAUACGGGUCAGAAACUGUUCAGCUGUCACAUGUGCAACACCUCCUUCUCUACAAAGGGCAGCUUAAAGGUGCACAUGCGUCUCCACACGGGCUCCAAGCCCUUCAAGUGUCCCUUCUGUGAACUCCGCUUCAGAACAUCAGGCCAUCGCAAAACACACAUCCAGUGCCACUUCCGGCCAAAUAGCGACAGCCGCAAGUCCAAGCGGUCUGCCUCAUCUGCCGGUCAGACCAGUCAGGGUCAAGACCCAGGGGUGGGGCAGACUGUGGCCUCGGGCCAGGGCCAGCAGCCAGCUGGGUCAGAGGCUCUUCAAUCUGUGGGUCUGCUACAAACGCCCAACUCUGACCCCAGCAUUUACCUCCCGACCAACCAAGUCCUGACGGGGCAGUUUGACCAGAAUCUGCUGCAACCAGGACUGGUGGGACAGGCCAUCCUGCCUGCCUCCAUGUCAGCUGCAGGCGACCUGACUGUGUCUCUCCCAGAUGGCCUGACCACAUUGGAUGGCAUCCACCUGCAGUUGACGCCUGCCAACCUGGUUUGCCCCAAUGUCCAGAUCUCUGGCAUCGAUACCAGCAACAUCAACAACAUCACACUACAGAUUGACCAUGCCCUCCUCCAGCAGACCUUGCAGCAGGGCAGCCUCCUCUCUCAUCCCCUGAGCGUUGACACUGGCCUGGUGUCCCACUCUGGCAGCCAGCUCAUGUCCACCACUGACCCCUCGGUGUCUGCCAAUGUCGUCAUCCACCCACUGACCAGCCUGGCCCUGCAGCCGUCCACCAUCACACCUGCGCAGGUCACCAUGGCCGGCCUGUCUGAGCAGGAUGCCGCAGGAUCUCAGGACCUAAGCCAUGUCAUGAGCAGCUCUGGGCUGGUAGCCGGAGGCAGCAAUGGUCAGGAGAUCACGCUGACCAUCAACAACUCCAGCCUGACACAAGCCCUAGCCCAGGUACAGGCCCAGGCCUCGGCUGCUGGUUCCAACACUGCAGCAGGAAACCCUCAAGAGAUCACCCUCACCAUAUCAGGUCAAGAUCUGCUCCCCCAGCAUAGCAACCCUAAUGGUGCCGAGAUGAACGGCAGCAUCAGGCUGGCAUCACCGCUCAGCAGCCAGCCCACCAGUGCAACUUUGACCAUCACCAAUGACCACCUCCUACCUCAGAGCCCCGCCAACACUGGAAUGGCAGUGACCAGCCUGCCACCUAGCACCACCCUGUCACAUACUGCUGCGUCCCAGAGCCUAGUGAUGUCACCAGGAGGCGUGGCCAGCGAUGGCAGUGUCACACUAACCCUUGCUGAUGCACAGGGUAUGCUGGAUGGUGUCACUCUAAACCUCAAUGCACAGGGUCAGACAUUUCCUGCUGUGCUGAAUGACUCUGGUCUGCCGGGGCAGUCAGCCAGCUCAGGCCAGCAGGUCAUCCUGGUCAGCCACCAUUCCCAGUCUGCAAACGGAGCCUCUGACAAUGGAUAUAAUAUUUCUGACGAUGGGCACAAGGCUGGGAAGGAUGCCCAAACGGAGGGCGACAAUCGGAACCAGUGUUACUACUGUAAUCAGGUGUGCCAGAACGCCAACACACUGCGACGCCACUGCAGGCAAGCUCACGGCAAGGACCGCUGUCAUGUCUGCAGCCUCUGCAACAAGGCUUUCAAGCGAGCCACACACCUGAAGGAACAUGAACGGGUGCACCAGCCGGGCCCGUCGCCCAGCUCCCAGAAACCCAGAGUCUUCAACUGCUCCUCCUGCGUGAAGGCCUUCGCCAAGCGUAGCCAGCUGGAGAGACACAACCGAACACACACAGGCGAGCGCCCCUUCAAAUGCAGUCAGUGCGACAAGGCCUUCAACCAGAAGAGCGCUCUGCAGGUCCACAUGGUCAAACACACUGGAAAGAAGCCCUUCAAGUGUGAGGUGUGCAGCAUCAGGUUUACGCAGAAGAGCAACAUGAAACACCACAUGAAGAGAUCCCAUGGCUACGGUCAGAUCCAGGAAGUGUCCCUGGGCCAAGAAGAAACGGCACCUCAGGUGGAGGUCACCCCUGAACUCGACCUGGAGGUUGUUCCUGAAUCAUCCGGAGAUUGGCAAAAUGUCUUCCCCUGACCACAAACCAGGAGUCCCAGGAGUCAGAAAGCACUGUACAGUGUACUAAGCACUGAUUUUUGUUCAACAACUAAACAACAAAGCUUUGCCAAACAUAUUCCUCCUCUAAAAAGGGUUAGUAAACAUUUUCCAUAUGCUCCACUGUAUAUUGAGGGCUUUUUCUCUAGUUGCUGUCCCUUUCUGUUUGUCCAAAUUAGCAGUGAAGUAAGAGGAGCCUGGUUCCCUCUGAUUGGCUUAAUGACUUGUAUCUGUUUUGCUACUGUCUGAUUGUUAUCAACAUGAUAACCUCCGGAGAGGUUUGGCUCAAUAAACGCAGGCAUCCCAGAGGAUUCUCCAACCAGGAGACGCAGGUCCCUCUAGCGCUGAACCUGUCGGAAAGAGAGGAAACUGAACUGUGUGAAAAAGCUCCCCAAAAACAGGUGUCUUGUGUCUCGUGUCUUCAUUAUUGCUCUGCUCACAGGGACGUACGCGUAGCUGCAAACUACUCUACUGCUGUCAUCACUUCAAAAGCAACUGUGGAACAGCACAUAACACAGAAAUCAUUUUUCACUGGUUUAUGAGAAAUCUGUCUUUUUUUAAUUAUGUUGUUUUUUUUACUUAUUUAUACUGUACAUAUUUCAUCUUGAAGUGAAACGUCACUUGCAGUUUGUUACAAAUGUUUUAGUGAGAAAGCAGCGCCACACAUGUCUGUAAAGAUUGCCAGUGAGCUGUGAGGACACUGUUCUGGGUUUGAUGCUGUUGCAGCUUUUUGACUGAACAUGUCAACAUUGCAUUUCCUGUUGUUGUAUCAUUUAAAUCCGCAACACAGACAUUGUCUGUACAGUAGUUCAUUUUGUAAAUAGUGUAGUUAGAUUGUGUAUAUUUUCUGAUGAACUGCCACAACAUGGAGUUGUUGGAAAUACGUAAUUUGGACAUAAUGUUGAAGUUGUUAUGAAACGAAUCCGAUGUACAGAUAAUAAGCUGUUUUUUCCCUCU